CCUCGACACGGUUCCACCUCGGCAACCGAUCCCUUAGGGUUUCCUUCUCACCUCUCUUCUAUAGUGGGGUUUUACCUUCUCGUUUUCACCCUUCCUCUGAAAUCUAGUAUUUCUUGCGUAUUUCUGUGUUAGUUUAGUUUGAUGCAAUCGGUGCAAGGCAAAAAAGGGCAGCUUUAGCUGAUUUCUCUGGUUCUCUAGGUUGGAACAGAUGAGGGAUUCGUGUCGUUGAAAGAGAGCCUGGAAGGGAUUUGUUGGGGUUGCUGAGAUGGAAGGAGUGGAAGACGCUAAUAUGGCAGCUGUGGAGAGCUGCCACAGAGUGCUGAGCUUACUGUCUGAGACACAACACCAACCCUUAGCUCACAAGAGUCUACUGGCAGAGACAGGAACUGCUGUUUCUAAGUUUACCAAGGUUGUUUCGAUGCUUGGAAAUGGUGUUGGCCAUGCAAGGCUGAGGAGGCUCAAGAGUCCCCAUCAGCUCCGCUUCAACCACAGCAUCUUCUUAGACAACCCAGCUGCCUCCAGAGCUGACCCUUCUGCGGUGCUGCUCCAACUCCUUCCAAGAAACCUACUACAGAAGCCAGUUAAUGAGUUGGGUUCCACUGCCAACAUGCCUCCACAAAUCCCACCAAGAAUGUUCCUUGAGAACCCUGCAUCGGAAAUCCAAGCGACCCUCAGCAGUCCUACCCCCACUCACCUCCAUUUCCUCCACCAGCAGCACAACAACCGUCUGCUCCAGCUUCAGCAACAGCUGAAGCUCCAGAACGAGAUGUGCGAGAGGAGCAACGGCGGCUUGAACCUCAUGUUUGACACUUCGAGUUGCACGGCGACUGCGUCGUCCUCUAGGUCCUUCUUGUCAUCCCUGAGCAUCGAUGGAAGCAUGGGGAGCAUGGAUGGGAAGGCCUUCAACCUGUUCGGCGGACCGCAGUUGUCCAAUCCCAUGAACUGGCACCCGCAUGAUAGAAGGUGCUCUGGUGGAGGAAUUGAUGGAAGCGGAGGCAAAUGUGGGAAAACAAGCAGGUGCCACUGCUCAAAGAAGAGGAAAUUGAGAGUGAAGAGAACAAUCAAGGUUCCUGCUAUCAGUAACAAGCUUGCAGACAUCCCUGCUGAUGACUGCUCAUGGAGGAAGUAUGGGCAGAAGCCAAUCAAAGGUUCUCCCUAUCCUAGAGGAUACUACAAAUGCAGCAGCAUGCGGGGCUGCCCUGCAAGAAAGCAUGUCGAGAGGUGCAUCGAAGAUCCGACAAUGUUGAUUGUGACUUAUGAAGGAGAGCACAACCAUGCCAAGCUAUGACUAGAUCUGCUCACAGAUAGAGGUUGGUGGAGGUGUCCUUAGCAAUUAGUUGAAAUGUGUUUUGAGCUUAUCUUGUAAAUACUCCUUGUGUUCAAGAAAAGCAGGUCAUGGUAAUAGUCAUUACAUGGUAAGUUUCCAGGUCUCUGGGAAUCUGUGAGAGAUGCAAGGAAGAUGUACCCAUAGUGCCUCAAAAGCAUGCUACUGAUUAGUUGAGUAUUAUGAGAACCAUCAUUGACAUAUUUUUGUGAACUUUAUUUGUUUGAAGUAGGCUUGGUUGGAACUUCAUAGAAGUGCUUUGACAGUAGAAAGCCAUGGUUGUAAAGCACUUAAAAGCUUGUCUCAUGCUUGGAAGAAUAGAAUCCUUUAUGCAAAAGCCUGUGUAUUAUU
Molecule: messenger RNA, 1675 nt
Organism: Musa acuminata subsp. malaccensis (wild Malaysian banana)
Lineage: Eukaryota; Viridiplantae; Streptophyta; Magnoliopsida; Zingiberales; Musaceae
Source: RefSeq, a predicted model, not a curated record